This is a messenger RNA of Zasmidium cellare ATCC 36951, 2313 nucleotides long. RefSeq lists its product as uncharacterized. The transcript has 2 exons. The record is from RefSeq and is a predicted model, not a curated record. Gene Ontology annotation, biological process: L-leucine biosynthetic process. Gene Ontology annotation, molecular function: 3-isopropylmalate dehydratase activity; 4 iron, 4 sulfur cluster binding. Bases 1 to 2313 code for a protein of 770 amino acids. Gene Ontology annotation, cellular component: 3-isopropylmalate dehydratase complex. NCBI's taxonomy places the organism in Eukaryota, Fungi, Ascomycota, Dothideomycetes, Mycosphaerellales, Mycosphaerellaceae.
AUGCCCGCCGCAGUACGAGGUCCAUCGACCUUGUACGACAAGGUAUUCGAGCAGCACAUCGUCGACGAAAACGACGGUACAAUCACCCUGUACAUUGACCGCCACUUGGUCCACGAAGUCACCAGCCCACAAGCCUUCGAAGGCCUCAAGAAUGCCGGCCGGAAAGUCAGAAGACCCGACUGCACACUCGCUACCACCGAUCACAACGUCCCAACGACCCCGCGAAAGAACUUCAAGAACAUCAGCCAGUUCGUAGAAGAGGAUGACAGCCGGUUACAAUGCGAGACGCUCGAGCAGAAUGUCAAGGACUUCAAGCUCACAUACUUCGGCUUGGGAGACAAGAGGCAAGGCAUUGUCCAUGUCAUUGGUCCUGAGCAGGGCUUCACACUGCCAGGUACCACUGUCGUGUGCGGAGACUCCCAUACCAGCACACACGGUGCCUUUGGUGCCCUUGCUUUCGGCAUUGGUACCAGCGAGGUCGAACACGUCCUAGCCACGCAGACUCUCGUAACGCAAAGGAGUAAGAACAUGAAGGUGCAGGUCGACGGUGAACUGGGGCCAGGCGUCAGCAGCAAGGAUGUUGUCUUGCACGUUAUUGGCAUAAUCGGUACUGCUGGAGGAACAGGACAUGUCAUCGAGUUCUGCGGCUCGGCUAUCCGCAGCCUCAGCAUGGAAGCAAGAAUGAGCAUGUGCAAUAUGAGUAUCGAGGGUGGUGCCCGCGCCGGGAUGGUCGCCCCUGACCAGAUCACCUUUGACUAUAUCAAGGGCAAGCCAUUGGCUCCCAAGGAAGACUCGGCAGAAUGGAACAAGGCCGUGAAGCACUGGGAAGCUCUGAAGAGUGAUCCUGACGCGAAGUGGGACGCCGAGAUCAUCAUUGACGCAAAGGACAUUGCACCCACCGUCUCUUGGGGCACAUCACCUCAAGACGUCGUGCCUAUCACUGCCAAGGUCCCUGGACCCGACGACUUUAAGGAUGAGAACCGCAAGUCGGCGUGCAAGCGGUCCCUGGAAUACAUGGGGCUUAAGGCUGGCACACCAAUGACCGACAUUGCCUUGGACAAGGUCUUCAUUGGAUCCUGCACAAAUUCGCGCAUUGAGGAUUUGAGAAUCGCUGCACACAUCGUCAAGGGCAAGAAGAUUGCAUCGAACCUCAAGCGAGCUAUGGUUGUGCCCGGAUCUGGACUGGUUAAGAAGCAAGCUGAGCAGGAAGGUCUCGACCAGAUCUUCACUGACGCUGGUUUCGAGUGGAGAGAAGCUGGCUGCUCGAUGUGCCUGGGCAUGAACCCCGACAUUCUGUCUCCUGGCGAGCGAUGUGCAAGUACCAGCAAUCGUAACUUCGAAGGUCGUCAGGGAGCUGGUGGUAGGACACAUCUGAUGUCGCCAGCAAUGGCCGCCGCUGCUGCUCUCACCGGUAAGCUGGCCGACGUCAGGAAUCUUGCUGGCUACGAGCAAGCACUGCCCAGCGCCAAGUCAGCUGCGAAGACUAUCGCCACACACGUAGAAGAUCCAGAGUCUGAUGUCGACCUCGACAAGAUCCUUGAUGCCCCUCAAACAGAGAACAUCCAGGCGAAAGCGGCAUCUGGAGCAGCUGGUGGCAUGCCCAAGUUCACCCAGCUGAAGGGUAUCGCCGCUCCAAUGGACAGGAGUAACGUCGACACAGACGCCAUCAUCCCUAAGCAAUUCCUGAAGACCAUCAAGCGAGCCGGUCUAUCAAAGGGCCUUUUCCACGCAUGGCGAUUCAAGGAAGAUGGCAGCCUCAACCCAGACUUCGUCCUCAACCAAGAACCCCACAACAAGUCGAAGAUCCUCGUCGUCAGCGGCCCCAACUUUGGAUGCGGUUCAUCUCGAGAACACGCCCCGUGGGCGUUGCUUGACUUCGGCAUCAAGUGUGUCAUUGCCAGCUCUUUCGGCGACAUCUUCUUCAACAACACUUUCAAGAACGGUAUGCUGCCGUUGAAGAUUGAGAACGAGCAAGAUCUGCAGAAGAUCUUUGAGGAGGCCAAGGCUGGACGGGAGAUUGAGGUUGACCUUGAGGCGAAUGCUGUGAAGGAUGCUUCUGGCAAGGAGCUUGCCAAGUUCGAGGUAGAACCAUUCAGGAGACAUUGUCUGCUGAACGGCCUUGACGAUAUCGGCCUUACCCUGCAGAAGGACGACAAGAUCAAGAAGUUCGAGGCCAGGAGGACCGAGGAGACUCCUUGGUUGGAUGGCUCGGGGUACCUAUCCAAACACAGGACUGGUGCGGUGAAGGUUGAGGCUGCCCCUGUGCCCAAGACGAAUCGUGGCGAGGAGAAGAGUGAGCCGUUAGAAUGGUAA